Molecule: messenger RNA, 686 nt
Organism: Tuber aestivum (summer truffle)
Lineage: Eukaryota; Fungi; Ascomycota; Pezizomycetes; Pezizales; Tuberaceae
Source: the annotation of a GenBank genome assembly
AUGGAGUGGAGCGCGGGUAUAUCAGGGCUUGUGGAUGCCUUUUCUUCCAUGGAUGGUGUGCUUCUGAACUUUGCGCUUCUCUGUUACCUCUACAUCCACUACUUCUAAUACCGUGAAAUUUGUCUAGAGCGGAAUUUUUAUUUUUUAUCGAGGAUAGAACUCCUCACGCCAAAGCUGGCAUUUCUACCCCCCGGGGUGGCUACUACCACGACAUGGGGUGGAGUCGGCGGAGAUAUUUCUUCAGUAUUUCCGUCAUUAUCGGGAAUUUCGCCUCCUCCGCUGCCGGAUAGGUAUGCUGAACUAAGGGGACGGUUUACGGCAGGACGGGAAAAGAUCCUGACAGAAUUCUGGGAGAGGCUAUUGCCCGAUCUUGAGAAGGAGACGGCCGUGGCGAAGAUUUUUGGGGGUGGUGUUUGUCCCUCUUUAUUCCACAUAUUCUGAGCUUUCCUUCAGUAGAGUGGGGGGGUUUGCUAACGGGUUGAUAGAUUAUUCUACAAGUCGAAUUCAAAGACCUGGGCAGUCUCCCCAAGGAGAAAACGGCAGUGAUUACGAAACGAGGUGCUGUGGUUCUUAAGAAUGUCCUCCCAGACAACGAAGCUCUAGGGAUGAAGGAGUCUUUGAAGGCACAUAUUCGCCGCAAUACUUGCGCGCAAGGUUUCUCCCCUCCACGGAUACAUCACUAUUGA